AUGAGCGGUCGCGGCAAAGGUGGCAAGUCUCGCGCAAAGGCAAAGACCAGGUCGGCCCGUGCUGGCCUCCAGUUCCCGGUAGGCCGUGUGCACCGGCUUCUGCGCCGCGGCAACUAUGCCGAACGCGUCGGUGCUGGAGCACCAGUCUAUCUGGCUGCUGUGCUUGAGUACCUGGCCGCUGAAGUCCUCGAGUUGGCCGGCAACGCUGCCCGUGACAACAAGAAGACCAGGAUCAUCCCCCGUCACCUACAACUUGCCAUCCGCAACGACGAGGAGCUGAACAAACUUCUCGGAGGUGUGACAAUCGCCCAGGGUGGUGUCCUCCCGAACAUCCAAUCCGUCCUCCUGCCCAAGAAGACGGAGAAGACAACCAAGGCUUAA
This is a messenger RNA of Spirometra erinaceieuropaei, 381 nucleotides long. The record is from the annotation of a GenBank genome assembly. Lineage: Eukaryota; Metazoa; Platyhelminthes; Cestoda; Diphyllobothriidea; Diphyllobothriidae.